AUGUCCCUACAGGAAAGAGUGGCCCGGAUAUAUUACACGCAUGGAUUGUUCUGUGCUAGUCAUCCAUACUCCAUCCUCUGUCUGGUCGUCAGUCUCAUGCUGGUCACCUUCCUGCCGUUACUUUACGUCCCGUUACCAGGAAAUGUACCAGUGGAGCACAUCAUGCCCUUGAGAGAAGAUAUUUCACCAACAGAUUCUCUUCCUCCAAACCUGAAAGGAAACAACAACGAGGGCGAGCUGAAACCUAGAUGGCUAAAAGGACCACCAGUUGGUUAUAUACAACAGAUAACAGUCCGAGCAGCUGUAUAUCCCUGGGCAUCAGAAUUCCUCGCUCCGAUGGAUGCUUUCCGCACCCCACUCAGCAAAGUUUUUGAUGUCAUACGACAACUGGAUAGCUUCAUAUUCUCUGACAAUGGAAAGGAUGUAUCCUUGGCAGAUGUGUGUCUGCGGGUGUCUGAGACUGUGAGCAGUAGAAAGGUGAAGGAAAUACUCCCAGAAUAUGCUUGCUUGGAGGUAUCACCUGCUAACUUCUGGGGUCGUAACAGGGAAAGAUUUAUUUCUGAUGGGGAUAUCCUGCGAACAAUCUUUCAGAAACGUGGACAAACACUUGACACCUCUCCUUACCUUCGAGAUAUUUUGUUGGGAGUUCCCUACAAAAAUUCUGGGGUGUCACGCUAUUUCAUCAGGAACCAGCAGAGAACAAUUUCAUUUGCUGUCACUAUUGUGUUGAAGAAGAAUGAUCAGAAGUUUAUAGAUGCCUUGAAGAACAAACUUGUGCUGGCGUUCCCAGAUACACUGAAGAAUGUCAAUAACACAAACCCAGAACAGUUAGUACAUGUCCACUACAAGGAGAAUCGGAUUCUGUUGGAGUACAAACCCCUCAUACUGACCUACAUAGCUUUGGCUAUGUAUCUGUACUUCUCUGUUCGAAAAAUAGAGAUGGUGAAAUCCAAGUGGGGCCUAGCUCUAAGUGCAGUGGUGACAAUAGUGUCAUCUCUCCUCAGUUCUGUCAGCAUUUGUACUGUGUUUGGACUAACACCAACACUCAAUGGAGGUGAGAUCUUUCCCUACCUUGUGGUACUGAUUGGUGUGGAGAAUGUGAUGGUCAUCACCAAAUCUGUUGUGUCUACUCCUGUCACCCUCGAAGUAAAGCAUAGGAUAGCUCAAGGUAUCAGUAAAGAGGGCUGGUCCAUCACUAAAAACCUGGCAACUGAACUCAUCAUCAUCAUAUGUGGCUUUUUCACCUUUGUGCCAGAAAUACAGGAAUUCACAUUGUUUGCCUUGGUGGGUCUUCUCACGGAUUUCUUCCUCCAGAUUGUUUUCUUUGUCACUGUGCUCUCCGUUGAUAUCAGGAGGAUGGAGUUAUCUGAUCUAAAUAAAAAACCUCUGAGCUCGUCUGUGAGUUCAGUUGGGGAGAGCAAGCAGUAUGAGCCGCUGAUCCGUUGUCCAGUAAAGGCUUAUAUAGGACAUAACAGAAGCCCCCACAUACAAACGACACCUACGACAUCCUCUACCCAGGAAGCUCCAAGGUCACCUCCCAUCACUCCACGAGAAAUCGACCAGUUCUUUGAAAAUGCAGCCAUUAAUAUUCAAUCACGACGCCUAAGAUUACUGUACUUUUGGGCCAGCACUAGAAUGGUACAGAGGAUGAUCAUGGUGUGCACAGUAAUCUGGAUCUCUCUCAUUGUGUAUAAAUCAGGUCUCGUUGAACACCUUACAAACUCUACAUCCAUGAUAAAUCUAUCAUCUUAUGAAAGUAUUGAUAAAGGGAGACUACCAAGUCAGCAUCACCUUCAACACAAUGGCCACCACAAGGAGGAUGCUGGCAUUGGGUGGUCAUGGCAACCAGGAGAAGAAGAAGACACGCGUCCUGUGGAACAUACACAGUUUGAUCUAUGGAGACAAUUGAACUAUAAACACUGGCCAACUCUGUUUGGUUAUUAUAACAUAACUUUGUAUGGAAAAUUUAUCAGCAUUUUACCCACAAUUCAUCUGUCUGUGAUAGUCGACCCACAGGAAGCCAUAGACAUGCGUCAUCCAACAGAACAUGAUGGCAGUCCAUCCAAACCAAUCAUUCCACCGUUUGACAAAUCUCAAGAACCCUCUUCUUUACCUGUAGAUAAAAGUGAAGUACAAGACUUUAAUGAACUUUCUGCCUGGUAUUUACGUAAUUAUGCUGACACUGAGCACAUCAAACAGCUUUAUCCUAAAUCCUAUAGAGAGGUGAUCAUUACUGUCUUUAUCGUCAUUCUUGGAUUUAUCUGCAUCAGUUACUUUAUCAUAGCAUGUUACCACAAAUUGUGUCCUCGUGAUUAUGGACGUCGCAAAUCUAAGAGCAAGACAAGAAAGAAGGGCAUGUACUAUAAACAGAUUAAGGAGUCUGUCCCCAAAGUUUUACAUGGUCAUGUACAGGAGAUAGAAUGUGUGGUAACUGAUGGUCACUUCAUUAUCAGCUCCUGUCUUGGUGGUCAGAUCCGUGUAUGGGACUCGGUGUCCGGAGACUGCCUUAUGUCAAUCAUAAGAAAAAGUGCUACUCCACCUGUUAAGAGAAAGCCUUGUGUGGGCCGUAACAUUGAGGACAGUGAUGCUGACUUGUAUGAUGAAUAUCAUGGUGACAGUAGCUCUGCAUCCAUUGAUACAUCUUUAUACCAGGUGGAGGGAAGUGACGUUAGCCUGAGUGGAGGGCCCCGUCAUCGUGGUCGCAGCAACGUGAAACAUCCAGGCGAUGCUUGUCGCAGAAAUAUUUUUAGUUUUGAGCCAGAUUUGAAUAGUACCAUAGACACAAACUUUACGGCUGUAAACUCGCCUGAAAGUGCACAUAAAAACUCAACAUUGAAUAAGGCAAAUAACUCUAACUUAAGCCAAGGUAGUGUUUCAGCAGGGAGUAUAAGUAGUUUAUCCUCAUUAUCUCCUGGAGGUGAUGCUUUUGCAGGUACACCUUCCCCUGGAGGUAGAGAGACUGGCACUGUUCGUGCUGGAUAUGCCUAUGACUUCAGCAGUAGGUUUGAUCAUAUUUACCGAGAUCACAGACAGAUGGUGAUGGAGAAUCGAGCUGGUACAGGGGACAGUAACUCACAGAUGUGGGAGGAUAGUCGUGCACGUAGUUGGAGUGCAGGUGAUCUCCCUAUCACUCAGCAGCAUGAUGCCAGUCUGUUUGACACUGGAUUUCAGGACAACCAGGCACCGUCAGUGUGGUGUAUGACGUGUAAUGAUGGACUCAUUAUUGCUGGCUGUGGCAACGGACGAAUAGAGUUUUGGGAUGGAGGGUCAGGGACCCUAAAAUGCCUGCAUGGUGACAGUAAGGAAGGUGUGACAGCCCUAUGCUAUAUCAGAAACCGGGUUGUUGCUGCACGUCUUGACGGUACUAUUGACUUCCUGGAAAUGGAAACUUUCCAGAACCCAAUCCAGCCACCUCAUGUUCCUCCUCCAAGCAGUCCAGCCAAAGGACAUGUGCGGAACUACAGCCAGUCUCACAUCAACCACAGUCCCAAUAAGAAACCAGGACAUGUCCGUAACCACAGCCACACCUAUGUCCCACCCACCAUGAACCACACCAUCCCAGCUCCUACCAAUAUGAGAAAAUGGGAAGAAAUCAUUCAUGUAACCCUAAUUCAACGAAUCAAAGCCCACCAGCAACCAAUUGUAUCGUUACAGUGUCAGGGAGGGCGUGUCGUGUCUGCUAGCUCUGAUCACACUUUAAAGGUAUACAAGUUGGAAAGCUGUGUAACGCUGUAUACAUUACAUGGACAUGAAGACAAAAUUACAGUGUUAUAUCUAGAUAAGUUACCACCAUAUGCAGCAGCAAGCGGCGAUGCAGAUGGAACUGUCAGACUUUGGGACCUUCCUACAGGGUCCUGUAUACACAAGGUCAAAGGUCAUGAGGGAAGUGUUGUAGCUUUGACCUGUACUACCAAAUAUGUGAUAAGUUCAGGACUGGAUGACCUGCUGGUCAUUUGGGAUCGAAGUAAAGGAAAUAUUGUCCACUGUCUCAGUAUGGACCCGUGUGGGAACAACAGCCUGUCACUGCUGAACAACAACUUACUGGUAACAGGGGGACAGGGGUGUAUCAACUUAUUGGAUGUCAGUAAGGGUGAAAUCCUCCGUACAGUUUAUCUCAGUGAUUCGGAACGGAUGGCAUUUGUGAAUCAGAUAAAGGUGGUUGACAACACAGUAAUAGUGUGUGAUUAUGCCAGCGAGAUGAAGGUCAUACACUUCCCUACAGUACUCGAGAAGGCUGACUAG
Molecule: messenger RNA, 4242 nt
Organism: Ylistrum balloti
Lineage: Eukaryota; Metazoa; Mollusca; Bivalvia; Pectinida; Pectinidae
Product: sterol regulatory element-binding protein cleavage-activating protein-like
Exons: 23
Coding region: 1-4242 (1413 amino acids)
Biological process (GO): SREBP signaling pathway
Cellular component (GO): endoplasmic reticulum membrane; Golgi membrane
Molecular function (GO): sterol binding; protein binding
Source: RefSeq, a predicted model, not a curated record